Molecule: messenger RNA, 4056 nt
Organism: Gracilinanus agilis (Agile Gracile Mouse Opossum)
Lineage: Eukaryota; Metazoa; Chordata; Mammalia; Didelphimorphia; Didelphidae
Gene: UNC13A
Product: unc-13 homolog A
Exons: 35
Biological process (GO): synaptic vesicle maturation; neuromuscular junction development; dense core granule priming
Cellular component (GO): presynaptic membrane; neuromuscular junction; presynaptic active zone cytoplasmic component
Molecular function (GO): calmodulin binding; diacylglycerol binding; syntaxin-1 binding
Source: RefSeq, a predicted model, not a curated record
CUCCUCCCUCUGUCUCUUUCUACAGUCAAAAAAGCCAAGUUUGAUGGUGCUCAAGAAAAAUUCAAUACCUAUGUGACCCUGAAGGUGCAGAAUGUUAAGAGCACCACCAUCGCGGUGCGGGGGAACCUGCCAUGCUGGGAGCAGGAUUUCAUGUUUGAAAUUAAUCGCCUGGACCUUGGCCUGACCGUGGAAGUUUGGAAUAAAGGGCUCAUCUGGGACACCAUGGUGGGCACAGUAUGGAUCCCCUUAAGGACCAUUCGCCAGUCUAAUGAGGAGGGCCCUGGUGAAUGGCUCACCUUGGACUCUCAAGUCAUCAUGACAGACAAUGAGAUCUGUGGUACCAAGGAUCCCACUUUCCAUCGAAUUCUUCUGGAUACCCGAUUUGAACUGCCCUUGGACAUCCCUGAGGAAGAAGCUCGGUAUUGGGCAAAGAAGCUGGAGCAGUUGAAUGCUAUGAGGGACCAGGAUGAUUAUUCAUUCCAAGAAGAACAGGACAAGCCUCUUCCUGUUCCUAGCUCCCAGUGUUGCAACUGGAGUUAUUUUGGCUGGGGGGAGCAGCAGAAUGAAGACCCAGACAGUGCUGUGGAUGACCGGGACAGUGAUUACCGCAGUGAGACAAGUAACAGCAUCCCACCACCCUACUACACCACAUCCCAGCCAAAUGCCUCUGUCCACCAGUAUUCGGUCCGACCUCCUCCACUGGGCUCCCGAGACUCCCGAGACUCUUACAGUGACUCUAUGAGGAGUUAUGAUGACUAUUCAGAAGCACCUCCAGUCAGCCCAACUGGUAGCAGUCGCUAUGCCUCCUCUGGGGAACUGAGCCAGGGCAGCUCCCAGCUGAGUGAGGACUUUGAUCCAGAUGACCAAAGCUUACAGGGUUCAGAGAUAGACGAAGAGAGGGAUCGAGACUCUUAUCACUCCUGCCACAGUUCAGUUAGCUACCAUAAAGACUCUCCACAUUGGGAUCAGAAUGAGGAGGAGGAGGAGGAAGAAGAAGACUUGGAGGAGGAAGACUUAGAGGAGGAAGACCUAGAAGAAGACUUGGAAGAAGACCUAGAGGAUGAGGGGCUGAGGCAGGGAGGCUACAGUGAGAAUGAGGAAGAAUACUCCAAGGAAGAAAGCUACCCACCAGUUGCUCCCACAUCCUCAGAAAGGGAGGAAAAACCCUCUCCAGUGUCUGCUGAAGUCCCUGAAGUUGCCAAGAUGCCUCCAGAGUCAGCAGCAGCUGAGGAGGUGCCUGGAGCAGAGCGGGCACCUGAGCCAGAACCUCCAAAGCUGGAAGAGAGUUACAGGGAUCGUGAAGAAGAAGAGGGGCAGGACUCCAUGUCCAGAGCCAAGGCCAACUGGCUACGAGUAUUCAACAAAGUUCGGAUGCAACUCCAGGAGGCCCGAGGAGAAGGAGACAUGUCUAACUCACUCUGGUUCAAAGGCGGGCCUGGAGGUGGUCUCAUCAUCAUAGACAGCAUGCCUGACAUACGCAAAAGAAAACCAAUCCCCCUUGUGAGCGAUCUGGCGAUGUCCCUGGUCCAGUCCCGGAAGGCUGGGAUCACCUCUGCACUGGCCUCCAGCACCUUAAACAAUGAAGAGCUAAAAAACCAUGUUUACAAGAAGACGCUUCAAGCCUUAAUCUAUCCCAUCUCCUGCACAACCCCCCACAACUUCGAGGUGUGGACGGCCACCACACCCACCUACUGCUACGAGUGUGAGGGACUGCUGUGGGGCAUUGCGAGACAGGGCAUGAGAUGUACCGAGUGUGGGGUCAAAUGUCACGAGAAAUGCCAGGACUUACUCAAUGCUGACUGCCUACAGCGAGCUGCAGAAAAGAGUUCCAAACAUGGAGCUGAAGACCGCACACAGAACAUCAUUAUGGUGCUUAAGGACCGUAUGAAGAUCCGGGAGCGGAACAAGCCUGAGAUCUUUGAGCUGAUCCAGGAGAUCUUUGCAGUCUCCAAGACAACACACACACAGCAGAUGAAAGCUGUAAAACAGAGUGUCCUGGAUGGGACAUCCAAGUGGUCGGCUAAGAUCAGUAUCACUGGUGAGGUCCACCUGGGUGUUGGGAUCUAUGACCCUCAAAGGUUUCCCCAAGAGCUGAACGUGGGCAAGAUCAGUGCGGAGGUGAUGUGGAACCUGUUUGCUCAGGACAUGAAGUAUGCCAUGGAGGAGCACGACAAACAUCGACUGUGUAAGAGUGCCGACUACAUGAACUUGCACUUCAAAGUCAAAUGGUUGUACAACGAGUAUGUGACGGAGCUGCCCUCCUUCAAGGACCGGGUGCCUGAAUACCCUGCGUGGUUUGAGCCUUUUGUUAUCCAGUGGCUGGAUGAGAAUGAGGAGGUGUCCCGAGACUUCCUCCAUGGAGCUUUGGAGCGUGACAAGAAGGAUGGGUUCCAGCAGACCUCUGAGCAUGCCCUGUUCUCCUGCUCUGUGGUGGAUGUCUUCUCCCAGCUCAACCAGAGCUUUGAGAUCAUCAAGAAACUUGAGUGCCCUGAUCCACAGAUUGUAGGCCACUACAUGCGUCGAUUUGCCAAGACGAUCAGCAACGUCCUGUUACAGUAUGCUGAGAUCAUCUCCAAGGACUUCACCACCUACUGCUCUAAGGAGAAGGAAAAAGUGCCAUGUAUCCUCAUGAACAACACCCAGCAGCUCCGGGUACAACUGGAGAAGAUGUUUGAGGCCAUGGGUGGAAAGGAGCUGGAUGCUGAAGCCAGUGACAUUUUAAAGGAACUUCAGGUGAAACUCAAUAAUGUGCUGGAUGAGCUCAGUCGACUAUUUGCCACCAGCUUCCAGCCACACAUAGAAGAGUGUGUCAAGCAGAUGGGGGACAUCCUGAGUCAAGUGAAGGGCACAGGGAAUGUGCCAGCCAGUGCUUGCAGCAGUGUUGCCCAGGAUGCUGAUAACGUCCUCCAGCCCAUCAUGGACCUGUUGGACAGCAACCUGACCCUCUUUGCCAAAAUCUGUGAGAAGACAGUGCUGAAGCGAGUACUGAAGGAGCUCUGGAAGCUGGUGAUGAACACAAUGGAGAAGACCAUAGUCCUGCCACCCCUCACAGACCAGACGAUGAUUGGAACGCUCUUGAGAAAACAUGGCAAGGGAUUAGAGAAGGGCAGGGUGAAACUCCCCAGCCACUCAGACGGGACUCAAAUGAUCUUCAAUGCUGCCAAGGAGCUGGGCCAACUCUCAAAGCUCAAGGACCACAUGGUACGAGAGGAGGCCAAGAGCUUGACCCCCAAGCAGUGUGCUGUGGUGGAACUGGCUCUGGACACUAUCAAGCAAUACUUCCAUGCUGGUGGCGUGGGGCUCAAGAAGACCUUCUUGGAAAAAAGCCCAGACCUGCAGUCCCUCCGUUAUGCCCUGUCUCUCUACACGCAGGCCACAGACCUGCUCAUCAAAACUUUUGUCCAGACUCAGUCUGCUCAGGUUCAUGGUGGAAAAGGUAUUAGGUUUACUCUUAGUGAAGAAAUUUAUCCUGAGAAGGGAUCAGGAGUGGAUGACCCUGUCGGUGAGGUUUCUGUCCAUGUGGAGCUCUUCACCCACCCAGGUACUGGGGAACACAAGGUUACAGUGAAAGUUGUGGCAGCCAAUGACCUCAAGUGGCAAACGUCAGGCAUCUUUCGGCCUUUCAUCGAGGUCAAUAUCAUUGGGCCCCAGCUUAGUGACAAGAAAAGGAAAUUUGCCACCAAGUCCAAGAACAACAGCUGGGCUCCCAAGUACAACGAGACCUUCCAGUUCACGCUGAGCGCAGACGCGGGCCCCGAGUGCUACGAGCUGCAGGUGUGUGUCAAGGAUUACUGCUUCGCCCGCGAGGACCGCACGGUGGGCCUGGCCGUGCUCCAGCUCAAGGAGCUGCUGCAGCGCGGGAGCUGCGCCUGCUGGCUGCCCCUGGGCCGCCGCAUCCACAUGGACGACACCGGCCUCACCGUCCUGCGUAUCCUCUCUCAGCGUAGCAACGAUGAGGUGGCCAAGGAAUUCGUCAAGCUCAAAUCGGACACCCGCUCUGCUGAGGAGGGCGGCGCCGGACCCGGACCCGGGUCUGGGCAGGGGCCUGGGCCCUAG